This is a messenger RNA of Sciurus carolinensis (gray squirrel), 2041 nucleotides long. It is a transcript of the gene Rmnd5b, whose product is annotated as required for meiotic nuclear division 5 homolog B. The transcript is spliced from 11 exons. Gene Ontology annotation, molecular function: ubiquitin protein ligase activity; protein binding. Gene Ontology annotation, biological process: proteasome-mediated ubiquitin-dependent protein catabolic process. Gene Ontology annotation, cellular component: cytoplasm; nucleus; GID complex. The coding region runs from base 308 to 1489 and encodes 393 amino acids. NCBI's taxonomy places the organism in Eukaryota, Metazoa, Chordata, Mammalia, Rodentia, Sciuridae. The record is from RefSeq and is a predicted model, not a curated record.
UCACUUUCGCCGCGCGAGGGAGGGAGAAGACCUGCUGCAGGUGAGUCACGGCCAUCCCCCCCCUCUGCGAAACUGCGCAUGGGCGAGUCCAGACCCGAGGUGCAACCGUCGCGACUUCCGGUUCCUCUGACAGCGGCGCCGGAAGCCGGGCCCGGCUGCAGGACUAGUCUUUGGCCCUGGCCCGGGAGUUGGAGUCCCACGGAAUCAUCGGACUCCCCACCCUCAUAGAGUUUGCUCAGGUGGUGGAGUCGCUCGGACUGAAGUCCCAUCCUCGUGCGACCCACCUGGGUCGGAGGCAGAGGCUGCCAUGGAGCAAUGCGCAUGUGUGGAGAGAGAACUGGACAAGGUCCUACAGAAGUUCCUGACCUAUGGGCAGCACUGUGAGCAGAGCCUGGAGGAGCUGCUACACUAUGUGGGCCAGCUGCGGGCUGAGCUGGCCAAUGCAGCACUCCAAGGGACUCCUCUCUCAGCCACCCUCUCUCUGGUGAUGUCGCAGUGCUGCCGGAAGAUCAAAGACACUGUCCAGAAGCUGGCAUCAGACCACAAGGACAUUCACAGCAGUGUGUCCCGAGUGGGCAAAGCCAUUGAUAGGAACUUUGACUCUGAGAUAUGUGGUGUGGUCUCCGACGCAGUGUGGGACUCACGGGAGAAGCAACAGCAGAUUCUGCAGCUGGCCAUUGUGGAGCACUUGUACCAGCAGGGCAUGCUCAGCGUGGCUGAGGAGCUGUGCCAGGAAUCAACACUGAAUGUAGACUUGGACUUUAAGCAGCCCUUCUUGGAGCUGAAUCGAAUCCUGGAAGCUUUGCACGAACAAGACCUGGGGCCUGCACUUGAAUGGGCUGUCUCCCAUAGGCAGCGCCUACUGGAGCUCAACAGCUCCCUGGAGUUCAAGCUGCACCGACUGCACUUUAUCCGACUCCUCACAGGCGGCCCUGAGAAGCAGCUGGAGGCCCUCAGCUAUGCCCGGCACUUCCAGCCCUUUGCUCGGCUGCACCAGCGUGAGAUUCAGGUGAUGAUGGGCAGCCUUGUGUACCUGCGGCUGGGUUUGGAGAAGUCACCCUACUGCCACCUCCUGGACAGCAGCCACUGGGCAGAGAUCUGUGAGACCUUUACCCGGGAUGCUUGUUCCCUGCUGGGGCUUUCUGUGGAGUCCCCCCUCAGCGUCAGCUUCGCCUCUGGCUGUGUGGCGCUGCCCGUGCUGAUGAACAUCAAAGCUGUGAUUGAGCAGAGGCAGUGCACUGGGGUCUGGAGUCACAAGGACGAGUUGCCGAUUGAGAUCGAACUAGGCAUGAAGUGCUGGUACCACUCGGUGUUUGCUUGCCCCAUCCUCCGCCAGCAGACAUCAGAUUCCAACCCUCCCAUCAAGCUCAUCUGUGGCCAUGUCAUCUCCCGAGACGCACUCAACAAGCUCAUUAAUGGAGGAAAGUUGAAAUGUCCUUAUUGUCCCAUGGAGCAGAACCCAGCAGAUGGGAAACGUAUCAUAUUCUGAUUGCUGCCUGGAAGGAACUUUGUUGGAAGGGGUUUUCUCCCAUGAGCCUCAGUCUGUCUGGGGGCAGAGGGACCAGUGGCUUUAGUGGAUUGAUUCAUUUCAGAGGAACUGACUGAGAAACACUACUAUGGGGUGGAGCCUGACCAGGCUUUUGGCAGAGGCCAAGAAAGGAGGUUAACACCCACACUGGGCAGCUGGCUCCCUGGCUAUAAGGAAAGGGAGAUGCUGGUUGGCCUCUGUACUCUUGCUGUUAUUUUUGCCCUUGAGUUAGCAACUGACAGAGGAGUAAAGGCCUUGGCCAUCAGCAACAAUCUUUCCACCCCUGUCCUCAGCCACGUCUCUGACUGCCAUGCCAAGGCUUGUGUCUACUCUUGCCUCUCAGCCCCAGGGUGGGGGUGGGGUCCAGCUGUGGCCCAGCUCCUCCCACUGUACAGCCUCAACUGUAUAUCCAUUCCCCACUGUAAAUAGUCCAAGUUAGAACUGAAUGCUGUUGUUUUAUAACUUUGAGCAAAUAUAUUCACAGUCCUUCUCCUUACUUCUGGCCAGUCUUGA